Messenger RNA from Tupaia belangeri chinensis (Chinese tree shrew), 1340 nucleotides. It is a transcript of the gene GMPPB, whose product is annotated as GDP-mannose pyrophosphorylase B. The record is from RefSeq and is a predicted model, not a curated record. Gene Ontology annotation, molecular function: mannose-1-phosphate guanylyltransferase (GTP) activity; GTP binding. Gene Ontology annotation, biological process: GDP-mannose biosynthetic process. Lineage: Eukaryota; Metazoa; Chordata; Mammalia; Scandentia; Tupaiidae.
GUGGAACCGGAGUCGGCACGAUGAAGGCACUCAUCUUGGUGGGCGGCUAUGGGACGCGGCUGCGGCCGCUGACGCUGAGCACCCCUAAGCCCUUGGUGGACUUCUGCAACAAACCUAUCUUGCUACACCAAGUGGAGGCGUUGGCCGCGGCAGGCGUGGACCACGUGAUUCUGGCCGUAAGCUACAUGUCGCAGGUGCUGGAGAAGGAAAUGAAGGCACAGGAGCAGAGGCUGGGAAUCCGAAUCUCCAUGUCCCACGAAGAGGAACCUUUAGGGACAGCUGGGCCCCUGGCGCUGGCCCGUGACCUGCUCUCUGAAACUGCAGACCCUUUCUUCGUCCUCAACAGUGAUGUGAUCUGCGAUUUUCCCUUCCAAGCCAUGGUGCAGUUCCACCGGCACCACGGCCAGGAGGGCUCCAUCCUGGUUACCAAAGUGGAGGAACCUUCCAAGUAUGGUGUGGUGGUGUGUGAGGCUGACACAGGCCGGAUACACCGGUUUGUAGAGAAGCCACAGGUGUUUGUGUCCAAUAAGAUCAACGCGGGCAUGUACAUCCUGAGCCCUGCGGUGCUGCAGCGCAUCCAGUUGCGGCCUACGUCCAUUGAGAAAGAGGUCUUCCCUGUUAUGGCCAAGGAGGGGCAGCUGUAUGCCAUGGAGCUGCAGGGCUUCUGGAUGGACAUUGGGCAGCCCAAGGACUUCCUCACCGGCAUGUGCCUCUUCCUGCAGUCACUGAGGCAGAAGCAGCCUGAGCGCCUAUGCUCAGGCCCCGGCAUUGUGGGCAACGUGCUGGUGGACCCCAGUGCCCGCAUAGGCCAGAACUGCAGCAUUGGCCCCAACGUGACGCUGGGCCCCGGUGUGGUGGUGGAGGACGGCGUGUGCAUCCGGCGGUGUACGGUGCUGCGGGAUGCCCACAUCCGCUCCCACUCGUGGCUCGGGGCCUGCAUAGUGGGCUGGCGCUGCCGCGUGGGCCAGUGGGUGCGCAUGGAGAACGUGACGGUGCUGGGUGAGGACGUCAUUGUGAACGACGAGCUCUACCUCAACGGAGCCAGCGUGCUGCCCCACAAGUCUAUCAGCGAGUCCGUGCCAGAGCCUCGCAUCAUCAUGUGAAGACACGCCUGGGGCUGGCUGAGCCCACUUCCCGCUGGAAUGGGACACUGGCGUGACCUGUUGGAAGGCUCUGGACUUGCUGCCACUUGUCUGGGGGGACUGGAUGAGGCUGGAGCUGUUGGACACCUGCCUUACGUGGAUAUCACCUGGCAGGAUCUCUGCCGGGCACACCCCACAGAUCCUUCUCCCUGAAGAAGGGCCGGGCCAGGGCUGUACAGAAUAAUAAUUUAAUGCUCA